Striga asiatica is the source of this 1797-nucleotide messenger RNA. The record is from the annotation of a GenBank genome assembly. Lineage: Eukaryota; Viridiplantae; Streptophyta; Magnoliopsida; Lamiales; Orobanchaceae.
CAAUAAUUGUCUUCUCAUAAUAAAACUGUCCUCUAAAAAUCUCAUCUUUUUUUUUUGUUUUCCGUUAAAUAAAUUACAAUUCACAUUUAGAAAGAAUAUAUUUCGGUAAAAAGGGUGUUGGGUUCCGGUUCACAAUCUUAUUCGAUUCGAGCUAACUUUGUAGCUAUUUUCCUCUUCUUAAUCUUCACUGAGCUCGCAUGGUGUAUGGAUUCUUGAGCUGCGCUUCGUUUUAGUUGAAGUUCAUAAUCGAAGUGGGCCUUUUCAAAUUUCAAUUUUUAAGGUAAGGAAGUUGAAUCAUUUUAGUUCGCCAAACGAGAAUGAACUCAGCAUCAACACAAUUCGUGCCAGCGAGGCGAAUGGGCAUAUAUGAGCCGAUCCAUCAAAUGGGGAUGUGGGGUGAUUUCAAAGGCAAAGCAUGUCUGGAUGAAUCUUCACCGUUGAUUUUUGAUGUUGAUGCUAAACUAGACAAUCAGUCGGAGGAUACUUCACAUGGAACAGUUGGUCCUUCCAAUAAAUACGAUCAAGAAGCAAGUAAGCCUGAAAAGGUAUUGAGACGCUUGGCACAAAACCGUGAGGCUGCUCGUAAGAGUCGUUUACGUAAGAAGGCCUAUGUUCAGCAGUUAGAAAAUAGCAAAUUGAGGCUUAUUCAGUUAGAACAAGAGCUUCAACAAGCCAGACAACAGGGAUUGUACAUUGGUGGCACUUUAGAUACUACUCAGCUAGGAUGUGUAGGAACUACAAAUCCAGCCAUUGCUACAUUCGAGGCGGAGUACGGACAAUGGGUGGAAGAACUAAAUAGACAAAUAUCCUGUUUAGGGAAUGCUUUGCAGUCAAAUGUUGGGGAUAUGGAGCUUCGAUUGCUCGUCGAUGGUGGAAUAAGGCAUUACUUUGAUCUCUUUGUCAUGAAAUCAACGGCUGCAAAAGCUGACGUGUUCUACAUCAUGUCAGGCUUGUGGACAACGCCAGCCGAACGUUUUUUCUUCUGGAUAGGCGGCUUUCGCCCUUCCGAAAUUCUAAGGGUUCUGAGAGCACAUCUCGAUCCUUUAUCCGAACAACAACAAUUGGAUGUAUGUAAUCUGGCGCAAUCAUGUCAGCAGGCAGAGGAUGCUUUAUCACAAGGGAUGGAAAAACUUCACAUAAUUCUUGCAGAGACCAUAGCUGGAAGAAAACUAGGGGAAGACAGCUAUGGCCCACACAUUCGAGCUGCUGUCGAUAAGUUAGAAGCUCUCGUGAGGUUUGUGGCUCAGGCGGAUCAUCUCCGGCAAGAAACACUUCAACAACUCUUGCGAAUUCUGACGCCUCAUCAAGCAGCUCGGGCCCUUAUUGGGCUGGGUGAGUACUUGAAAUGUCUUCGGGCUUUAAAUUCUGUUUGGACCUCACGUUCUCGUGAGAAGGCCUAAGUUUGUGAUGCAAAAUCAGCUCUGAGGCCCUUUAAUCUAUAGUUGGUUGAUAUUGCAGAUAGUUAUGAGAUUCACUCUGCCAUUUUUGUGCUCUAUUUUUGUGCUAUUGAAAAUUUGUAGAUAUGUUUAGGUAGUUUUUAAGAGGCAGUGUGCAGACUGCAGAUACUUAUUAUUAUUUUUGUAUUAUUUAUUAUUUUCCUGUUAUUUUAUGUUCCUCUGAUGUGGUGCUCAUGUCAAGUUCUUAUAGAAGUGUAUUUUGUGCCCUGGGGUCUCUGUAAAUAUCCAGGCUUGUAUUUCAAGUCUUUAUUGGCAUGUAAAACUGUGUGGGAAGAAGAGUGACAGAAGAUUUCUUCUUCUGAAGGCAAGGCAAAGUAUUUUUUUUGUUCCCAGAAAAUUC